UUUUUAUUCCGUAAAGGCCGUAAAGCGGUGGACGCUAAGCGAGAAAUAUGCACCGUGUAUGGUGCCAUGGCCUUAAGCGCGGACACAUGCGAAAGAUGGUUUGCCCACUUCCAUUCCGGAGAAUUUAACUUCCAAGAUGCACUACGCUCUGGAUGGCCAAAUGCUGCUGAUGACGACCAACUUCUGGCUGCAGUGAAAAGUGAUCGGCACUUAACGACUCGAGAGAUUGCGGAGCGCUUCGGCAUUCAUCAUACAAUCGUUGUGGACCGAUUGAAAAAGCUAGACCCAUUUCUGAAACGGAUCAUCACUGGAGAUGAGAAAUGGGUUGUCUACAAUAACAUCAAGCAGCAGAAAUCGUGGUGCGGUCUGGACGAGUCUUUAAAAACGAUGGCGAAAUCUGAUUUGCAUCCGCAGAAGGUGAUGCUCAGCAUUUGAUGGGACUAUAAAGGAGUGUUGUUCUUCGAGCUGCUCCCGC
Messenger RNA from Mycetomoellerius zeteki, 475 nucleotides. Its product is annotated as histone-lysine N-methyltransferase SETMAR-like. The transcript has 2 exons. Lineage: Eukaryota; Metazoa; Arthropoda; Insecta; Hymenoptera; Formicidae. Gene Ontology annotation, molecular function: single-stranded DNA endonuclease activity; histone H3K4 methyltransferase activity; DNA topoisomerase binding. The record is from RefSeq and is a predicted model, not a curated record. Gene Ontology annotation, biological process: replication fork processing; mitotic DNA integrity checkpoint signaling; DNA double-strand break processing. Gene Ontology annotation, cellular component: nucleus; site of double-strand break; condensed chromosome. Bases 67 to 435 code for a protein of 122 amino acids.